AUGGCGUCCUGGCUCGUCGACGCCAAGGGCCUCGCGUUCGUCUCGCACACCGAGAGGUCGGUCAACCGCACCUUCACAGCCUACGACACGUGGCUCAACGAUACGCGCAAGGCGGUAUUGGACCCGGUCGAGAAGCCGCUGCUAGGCUACCUCGCGACGCUCGCGCUCACGGCAGCCGCCGCCGUGCUUAUCGGGCGCUACGCGUACCGCUACAAACGCACCUUUGUGUUUAGCGCCGUGUACCUUGUCAUCCUCGGUGCGCUGCCCGUGUGUCUGCCCGGCCUCGUUGAAGACGACGCGCCGUUCGCCGUCGUGGCAGUCGGCCUCGCGCUGGCGGGCGCCGUCGCCUUGACGACCUCGAUGCGUCUCUCGCUCAUGGUUCUGUACGCGCCCUUGAUGUACACGUUUUUCCGUUCGCUCAUUGGCAAGUACAUUGGAUGGCUCUUGGCGUCCUCGUCGACGAUGCUCGCCAUGUUGCCCGUCGACCUCGAUGCAUGCGUCCCCCUCGGCGCCGUUGCGCUUCUCAGCGCGGGUGUCUACAGCUACGACGGCCGGUACAGCCUCGAGAUCGAGCGCACCUUCCUCUUCGGGUGCCUUCUCGCUUCGGCGACCGCUGCGCCACUCACGGGUUCGUUCUCACUCUGGGCCCUGGCCCUGGCCUGCGCGAUGGCGGUCGUCGGGACGUAUCUGCGCCAGAUUGGCUGGACCGUGCUCUGGUCCCUGCUGCUGUACCAGCUGCUGGAAAUCGCCGUCCCGAGUGUCCCCGUGCUCUUGAUCUGCCGGGACGUGGCCUGCUUUGGCUUGAUCGUGCCGGUAAUGCGCCUCGUCAUCACGACCAACGACGGGAUCCACGACCUUCUUAGCUACGUCAUCACGUGCCUUGUGACGCCGGCGUGUGCUCGCUACGUCAUGGACGUCCUUGUCGCGAUGACUGGCUGGAAAGCGCUCGAGGCGCUGACGCUCUGGGUCGGGCUCGGCGCCUACUUUUACGUCAUCAUGCAGCCCGACUUUGCAGCUCCCAAGAGCCCCGAGAGUCGCGAGGACGACGACGAUGCGAGUGACGCGCCCACCGCCGAUAGCAUCGUCUAG
Molecule: messenger RNA, 1089 nt
Organism: Saprolegnia parasitica CBS 223.65
Lineage: Eukaryota; Oomycota; Saprolegniomycetes; Saprolegniales; Saprolegniaceae
Exons: 1
Coding region: 1-1089 (362 amino acids)
Source: RefSeq, a predicted model, not a curated record